AAAACAUUAUUGCACGGGUAAGUUUGUUGACAACGGUGACGGGACGCCGCCUGAAAAAGAGAAAUCCUCAACCCCGCGGUCCAGCUGCGGAUGCUUAAAACUUAAAGUCGAGAAAAAAUGUCGUCGUCAUCUCCGCCGUCGAUAUCUAUUUUGGAAAAGACGCCCACGGACGAAGAAUUCGUUACCCAGAUAGAACCUCGGAAGGUUCCCGCGGUUUUUAGCGGGUGUAUUAAGAAUUGGAAAGCUUUUUUGGACUGGAAUCCCGCAAAUGGUGGUCUCGAUUAUCUGAAGGUUGUUGCCAAAAUUGUUACUUAAUUAUGUGAGAAGUGAUUUAUAAGUUUUUUUCCAGUUGUUUAGAUUAUGUUUUGAAAUGUUUUUGGGAAUCCGUUAAAAAAGCUGAUAUGAAUGUGUGUUUGAAACAUGUAAAUGCUGUAAAUGCUGUUAGUCUCAGUUGUACAGUGAAUGAUAUUCACACUUGAGCAAAUUCAUUUAUUUUCUUUAAAUAGAUGUUGCCAACAUCACGCCAAUCAUCCUUGCACAAAACUUUGAUUGUUGUUGUUUAUUUUUGAAUCUGUUUUGUUAGUUCGAUGAGAUUAAAAGAUUGAAGGGUCUCGACGAGUAAUGUGUUUUUUUUUUUGUUUUUUUUUAAGCUUGUCAGUAAUUUUGAGUUUUUGACUAAUGUUACACAACAUUUGUGAUUAGAGGGUUUUGGAAUGAUGCAAUACUUCUUACCUGUGCUUGGCACUUUGUUGUUUUUAAUGAUUCAUAUUCUGUGGACAUUAUAUGUAAUUCAAACUUUCUUUUCUGUUCUGACAGAGGCAGUCUCAAAAUAUAAAUGAUGUCAUGUAAUUGCUAAACUGUAUUGUAAUACAUUGCGGCACCCAUGAUGCAUUGUGCAUCUCAUGGAACUGACUUGUUUCUAAUGUGACUAGGAAAAGGUCGGAUUAUCAACUGUUGAGGCGAUGCUUUCUCCGCAAGCACCAAUCUUUUAUGGAGAUAUCAGGAGUCAUGAAAGGGUUUCAGUGUCAUUUUCUACAUUUAUUGGACAUUGCAAGGCUGUGUUGAAAGAGAGAUGUGUUGCUGAGGAUGGUAGUUCCGAUUCAAGGAAGCCUAUACUGGCUGACAUCCCAACUGAUCAGAGUGAUUUGCAGGGGCAGAUUUAUCUUGCACAGGUGCCUAUUGUGAAUGUUGAUUGCGAAGAGAAGGUUCAGUUGAAUUGUCUGAAAGAAGACAUUGAAGCUCCUCCAUUUCUGGCUUCUAAGACCUUGGCAUCAGUCAACUUGUGGAUGAAUAGUACUCAAAGUAGAUCAAGCACUCACUAUGAUCCGCAUCACAAUCUUUUAUGCAUUGUCUCGGGAUGUAAACAAGUUGUGUUGUGGCCACCUUCUGCAAGUCCCUUUCUGUAUCCAUUGCCAAUCUAUGGUGAAGCCUCAAAUCACUGUGCUGUGGAUAUACAAAAACCAGACUUUUGUGCAUAUCCAAGAGCAAAGCGUUCUGAUGAUUUUUCUCAGAAGAUAAUUCUUCAUGCAGGCGAUGCUCUAUUUAUUCCCGAAGGAUGGUAUCACCAAGUGGAUAGUGAAGAUUUGACUAUAGCUGUCAACUUCUGGUGGCGGUCAGACAUGAUGUCUGGUUUGUCGGAGCACAUGGAUUCCUACUAUCUGCGCAGAAUACUGAAAAGGUUUUUUAUUUUUCCGAAGAUGAACGAGAUGCUCAAUCUCGCUUCUGUUGCUAAUGAUGAAACAAAAUGCAAUAAGAAUGACCAUCCCUCUUCCUGGAAUGCUGGUAAAGGAGAAAAUCUUGAUUUGGUGGGUAAACCUUUUGUAGGGGAAAAUCUAAAGCAAAUGUCUCUGUUGCAUGAACUGGAUUCAGUUGCAAUCUCUGCUCUUCAUGAACUUAUAUCGUUGGUUCAUGAUCGCGUCAAGCCAAGCCAACACAUAGAUUCCACCAAAGCAGAUAACAUGAAAGUGGACUUAUACAACGUGUCAGAUGAUCCGAUAGCUAAAGUUUUGUGGACUCUCGAACCGCUUCGCCUGCAACGUGUUCUUUUCAUCAUGGCAAAUAAUUUUCCAAGAACUUUGGAGGCUUUAAUAUUGCAUGUACUGUCGCCUGUUGCAGCAGAAGUCCUUACUCGAAAGUUUGAGCAGAUGGAUGAGCUGAUUAAUGAAGAAGAUAGGAAUGAGUUUUACAAGAUCCUUUACGGCGUCUUUGAGAAUCAGUUUGCAGCCAUGGAUGCACUUCUGAAUGGAAAAGAGUCAUUUGCACGGAAGGUAUAACAAUUUCUAUGAGUGAAUAUUGGUUUGGAGUGAUUCGUUGCCAUCCAUAUUUGUUCUUCACAAGUGUGUGUGUGCGCGCGUGCGUGUGUCUUUCCUUUGUUUUCUUGGGGAUUUUGAAGUGAGUUGUCUAUUUGUACUGAUGUUAAAUACAUUUAUGUAUAUAGUAGGACAGUAUGACUUGGAUAUUUCAUGGACUCAAAAGUGAUGAGGAUCUUCUUGUUUUAACAAAGAUUAAUAAUAUUAGUCUAUUUUGAUCAUUAUUUUUCUGAAGUUUUGGUGCUAUGCGUGCUCCUCUCUUUAGGUAAGCCAGUUUCCUAGGGGCCUUAGGUUGUUUUUGGUUUAGAUGAAAUGUUGUGAGGACUUGGCUUCUAACCAAGGUUAGUAUCGGCUUUAUUUUUAGUGAGAGGAUCUGAGUAUCAUUGGAAUGCGGGCUUAGAUAUCUAAAACAGUGUUUUUACUUUCUUGGCCUUUUGGUUCUGUUAUUUUUUUCACUAGUUUAUUUUUGCUUGGUUUGCGCUGCGGGAUUGGGUUGGAGGAGGGAAAGAGAAGUGUGAGGGUAAUUAUAAACUAGAAGGAUCAAGUACUCUCUGGAGGAUCUGGAACAAUGUACCACUUAGCUGGCACUUCGUGAAUUCUUAUGUGAGUAAAACUCAUAUGUGAUGAAAUUGAUUAUAACUCGUGGUACUGCUGCGUCUUUAAUUAUUUCCACGAGUAUAUAGCACCACUCCGUGAAAUCAAAUUCUUAUUUCAACGGGAAAAACAUUAUUAAUCUCAUUUCAGUCCGUCUCUGUGAUGCAUUGCUCCUUUAGUCGUAUGUCAAGAUUUUUUUUUAUUACGAUAUUUUUGCAUUUGAAGUUACCUAUUAAUCUGCCACGAAUCGUGAUCUACACUUCAGGAUUGCUAGCCCAGUCAGUUUUUGUGUUUUCUUUCUUCUCUUUUUUUUUUUUUCCUUUGGGAAAAGGGUGGGGGUUCAUUUGUGGGUCUUUGAUGAUGGAUAUUUUUUGUGGCAUCUAAUUCUCUUUUGUCUGUUGUUGCUAACUAAAGGUGUGGGUUUCUUGAUAUGAUUGAUUGGAUGUGCCUCUAUGUUCAUUUCCAUUAUCAAUAUCAGCCCCCGGAAUGUAAGGAACAUGCUCCUAAUGAUGCAUAAUUGUUACUAUUAUGUUGGUGAAGGACUAUUAGAUCGUGAGUGGCUGUGCUAUUCAUGUAAGCUCGUGUCUAAACUAAUCUUUUUGGUGCUUC
Oldenlandia corymbosa var. corymbosa is the source of this 3512-nucleotide messenger RNA. Lineage: Eukaryota; Viridiplantae; Streptophyta; Magnoliopsida; Gentianales; Rubiaceae. The record is from the annotation of a GenBank genome assembly.